AUGCAAGCCUAUAUCCCCGAAUCUACUUAUAACGAUAUUUUGAAAGAGACUUACGAUGCCAGCUAUAAGCCUGAAUACAAUGGUGUUAAGUUUGAUCCUGAUGUUCAUUUACAAUACUAUGCUGAUGAAAUAGCUAAACAUAAAUUCGAAAAUACUAGAAGAUUAACCAUGGAAGAAUUAGGUAUUAGCUCCAAAAAUUCUAUCAGUAGAAUCGGAGUUAGUGAUCCUUUCCCAUUAUUUACCCCUGAAGCCGUUGCUAUAAUGAAACAAGAAGCCUUAGAGAAAGAAACUUUUUUGAAAUAUGCAAGAUUUAAUCAAUUCUCCAAAUCUGGUAAAGAUUGUCUCUUAAGAGGAUUUGUUAAAGUCGGAAAGGAAAUUAUCUGUCCUUUCACUUAUGAGGCUUGGACUCAUGUCAAGACCCAAGAAUUAAUCAACGCCAUUGCUGGGGUUGAUUUAGAUGUUAUUAUGGAUUAUGAAAUUGCUCACACUAAUAUAAGUAUGAAAAGUAAAGAAGAUGCGGCAAAGGAGUUAAAAGAAUAUGAUGCUUCCAAAGGAGACAUUGUCCAAGAUGAUUUCGUUGUUGGAUGGCAUAGAGACUCUUAUCCAAUGGUUUGUGUUUUGAUGUUAAGUGACACUACCAAAAUGAUUGGUGGAUCUACAAGUUUGAAGACAGGUAAUGGAGUUAUCUCAGUUCCUGGUCCUACUUUAGGUUCAGCAUGUAUCUUACAAGGAGGUUUAAUUGAACAUAUUGCUCCUAAUCCUAAAGGAGUAAGUGAAAGAAUCACAAUGGUCACAAGUUAUAAGAAAAAGGGUAAUCAAUUCGAUACCUCUCUGUUAAGUACCGUUAAACCAGAAUCAAGUCCAGGUUCUGUGGUUGAUGAGUUCUAUGCUGACUGGUGUGGCUAUAGAAAUCAAAUGAUCAUUAAUAACUUACAAGGCAUUGCUGAUGAUAUCAGAGAAAAUCUGUUCAAUAGCGAUGCCAUCAAAGCUAAGUAUAUGGAAAUCCAACAAUAUUUGGUCGAUACCUAUGCCAAGAUGGGAUUUAAUGAAGAAGAUAUUGAAAAAAUGAGGGAACAGUAUACUAAGAAAUACUAA
Yamadazyma jaroonii is the source of this 1095-nucleotide messenger RNA. The record is from the annotation of a GenBank genome assembly. Lineage: Eukaryota; Fungi; Ascomycota; Pichiomycetes; Serinales; Debaryomycetaceae.